This is a messenger RNA of Heterocephalus glaber (naked mole-rat), 1067 nucleotides long. RefSeq names its product olfactory receptor family 5 subfamily AU member 1 (gene Or5au1). Lineage: Eukaryota; Metazoa; Chordata; Mammalia; Rodentia; Bathyergidae. Gene Ontology annotation, molecular function: olfactory receptor activity; G protein-coupled receptor activity. The record is from RefSeq and is a predicted model, not a curated record. Gene Ontology annotation, cellular component: membrane. Gene Ontology annotation, biological process: G protein-coupled receptor signaling pathway.
AUGGAAGUGACAAACCUGAGCCGAGGGAUGGAGUUUGAACUCUUGGGCCUGACCAGAGACCCCUGGCUCCAGAGGCUGCUCUUUGUACUGUUCCUGGGCAUGUACACCAUCACCGUGCUGGGGGAUCUGGUCAUGUUCCUCCUGAUCCAUGUGAGUGCCACCCUGCACACGCCCAUGUAUUACCUCCUGAAGAGGCUGUCUUUCUUGGAUUUCUGCUACUCCUCCACAGUUGUCCCUCAGACUCUGGUGAACUUCUUGGUCAAGAGAAAGGUAAUUUCCUAUCUUGGCUGCAUGGCUCAGAUGUUCUUCUACGCAUGCUUCGCCACCAGUGAGUGCUAUCUCAUUGCUGCCAUGGCCUAUGACCGCUAUGUUGCUAUUUGUAAUCCGUUGCUGUACUCCACCAGCAUGUCUCCUGGGGUCUGCAUCUCUCUGAUUGUAGGCUCCUACAGUGCAGGAUUUCUCAAUUCCCUUAUACACACAAGCUGUAUCUUCAGUCUGAAAUUCUGUGCUCCUUACGUGGUCACUCACUUUUUCUGUGAUGGACCACCCAUCUUGUCCCUGUCCUGUGUGGACACUUCACUGUGCGAGAUCUUGCUCUUCAUUUUUGCAGGUUUCAACCUUUUGAGCUGUACCCUCACCAUCUUGGUCUCCUAUUUCUUAAUCCUCAUCACCAUCCUGAGAAUGAAAUCAGCCCAGGGCAGGUUCAAGGCAUUUUCUACCUGUGCUUCCCACCUCACUGCUGUCUGCCUCUUCUUUGGCACAACCCUUUUUAUGUACCUGCGCCCCAGGUCCAGCUACUCCCUGACUCAGGACCGCACAGUUGCUGUGAUCUACACAGUGGUGAUCCCAAUGCUGAACCCCUUAAUCUACUCACUGAGAAAUAAGGAUGUGAAAGAUGCUUUAAGAAAGGCUUUGGGCAGGAAAAUGGUGGAAUGACAUUUUCAAUUAGUUGCCGUGUCUUUAGAAAGCCCUGGAACCUUUCUCUUAUGUGGUGCUACCCUGAGCAGAUUCCCUGCUGUCCGUGGGAAUGGUGGCCAACCCUGCUGAUCGGCAUAAGUGUCUACAUC